AUGACGACGGAGGGUUUGGGUGGUGGUGCAGACAAAGAUAGAGGUCAGGUUGGCCGAGGUGGAGAGGAUGGAAGAGGUGAUAGUGGUGGUGGGGGAGGUGGUGGUGUUAGAGGGAGAGGUGGAGGAUGGAGGAAGGGUGUAGAACGAGGAGGGCCAUUGCAGGCAGAGGAUGUAGUAGGAGGGGAGGAGACGGGGAAGGAGGAGGGUUUAUCUGAGGAGGGUUCAUCCAAGGAGACCGAGUCGAAGUCGAGGGAGGAGAUGAUGGGGGGAUGGAUAGCACAGUUACAGGAACAAGUUGCUACAGUCACUACUGAGCGAGAUACGAAGAUAGAGAGGUGUGGGCGUGCUGAGGAUCUUGCCCAGUCUCUUCAGCGAGCUACAUCUCAGGGGCCAUUUGGUGAGACAUUGAGAUAG
Molecule: messenger RNA, 414 nt
Organism: Cryptomeria japonica (Japanese cedar)
Lineage: Eukaryota; Viridiplantae; Streptophyta; Pinopsida; Cupressales; Cupressaceae
Exons: 2
Coding region: 1-414 (137 amino acids)
Source: RefSeq, a predicted model, not a curated record